Molecule: messenger RNA, 1800 nt
Organism: Naegleria gruberi
Lineage: Eukaryota; Heterolobosea; Eutetramitea; Acrasida; Naegleriidae
Exons: 1
Coding region: 1-1800 (599 amino acids)
Biological process (GO): protein processing
Cellular component (GO): Golgi membrane; trans-Golgi network
Molecular function (GO): serine-type endopeptidase activity
Source: RefSeq, a predicted model, not a curated record
AUGGUCAGUGGAAAACCAUUAUCAGAAUGUUCACAAUUUUAUUUACUCUCUCAUCAACAUAAUGUAUCAGUUUCGGAAAUAAUUGGACAAGACCCACUCUACCCAAAGCAAUGGCACUUGAAGAAUAAUGGGCAAUCACAAUCGGUUGGUUUUGGAGAUCAAGAUUCUGGUUCACCUGGAAAUGAUGUAAAUAUUUGGCCUGUUUGGGAGAAAUAUCGUUUAGCUGGAUACAAUAUAACAUUGGCAAUUGUUGAUGAUGGUGUGCAGUAUGAUCAUCCUGAUCUGGAAUGUGGUUUUCAAGAAGAUUUGAGUAAGGAUGUGAGUUCUUAUGGAACUCCUUCGGAGUAUGGAGCUCCAGGAGGUAGUGGUGAUAAUCAUGGUACUUCUUGUGCUGGUGUUUGUUGUGGCCGAUCCAAUAAUCACAAGUGUGGUGUUGGAGCUGCUUUUGAAUCCAAUGUUGCCUCAAUUCGUGCCUUAGGUGAUGCCUAUUCUGAUUCAGUUGUUGCUGAAGCUCUUUCUCAUUUCAAUGAUAGAAUUGAUAUUUAUAGUAAUAGUUAUGGACCUUCUGAUGAUGGUGUAACCGUUGAAAGAUAUCCACUCUCUAUUAUGGCAUUGGUAAAUGGUAUUCAAAAGGGAAGAAAUGGUCUUGGAAAUAUCUAUGUCUGGGCAAGUGGUAAUGGUGCCAAGUAUGGAGACUCUUCUGAUUGGGAUGAAUUGGCCAAUAGUCCCUACACUAUUUGCGUUGCUGCCACUGAUUGGCGUGGUAAGAGAAGUGACUAUAGUGAAUCUGGUACAAGCACAUUGAUUAAUGCUCCAUCAAAUAACUAUUACAAUGGUGGUUAUUCUUUCACAAGUAAGAUUGUCACCAUUGAUAGAACAGGAAGUAAUGGAUACACCAGUGGGGAUUGCUAUGAUUCAUUUGGAGGUACUAGCUCUGCAUGCCCUCUCGCAGCUGGUGUUUUGGCACUCAUAUUGCAGGCAAGAAGAGAUUUAACAUGGAGAGAUGUUCAACACAUUCUUGUUGCAACAGCAAAAAGAACUGACCUCACUCAUUCAGAAUGGAUUAAGAAUGGAGCCGGCCUCUAUCACAACAUUCAUUAUGGAUUUGGUAGAAUUGAUGCUUAUGCAGCUGUUCAAGCAGCAAUGAGUUGGUCAUUAAUUUCCUCUCCAUAUCUCAUUGAAUCAUUUGGACCAGAUCUUGAAUUGGGUUCAGAGGGACUCAAACUUUCCGAGAGUAGCACCAGUCCAACCAUUGUUCUCUUUGAAGUUAAAAAGAAAAUGAAAGUAGAAUCAGCUGUUAUCAGUCUCACUGUUUCAGUGCCAUCUAGAGGUAGUGUUUAUUUUGCUCUUCGUUCCCCAGCUGGAACUAUUAGUAUGAUGGGCAGAGGUAGAAGAAAUGACCACUCUAGUGAUAUUGAGGAUCAAACAUUCACAUCUGUUCAGUUCUGGAAUGAAACUGCCACUGGUGUUUGGUCAUUUUCAAUUUACACAAGUGUAGCCAAUGUUGCACAUCUAAAAAAGAUUGGACUCACAUUGCAUGGUAGUGAAAUAUUGCAUGUUGAACAAUCUGAGGUAGUUCCAGAAGAAAGCAAUCCUUCUGAUGAGAGCCAAAUUAUUCCUUUCCACUUUAGAGUUGGCGCAGCCUCAAUAUUGCUUGCUUUUGUCACUUGUCUUGUAAUUGCCGUAGUUGUUAUCGCCUACUUGAAACGAAAAUAUAAUAGAGAAAAACAAGCUGCUGCUGAUUCAGCUGCAAAUGCAACACAAGUAGCAAACAGAGGAUCGUUUUAUUACAGAAAUUAA